This is a messenger RNA of Magnusiomyces paraingens, 1005 nucleotides long. RefSeq lists its product as uncharacterized. The coding region runs from base 1 to 1005 and encodes 334 amino acids. Lineage: Eukaryota; Fungi; Ascomycota; Dipodascomycetes; Dipodascales; Dipodascaceae. Gene Ontology annotation, molecular function: nucleic acid binding. The transcript has 2 exons. The record is from RefSeq and is a predicted model, not a curated record.
AUGGGACUGGCAGGUGCUAAACAGAAUACCAAGAUUGGAAAAGACCCUAGAAACACACAUUGGUCAAAUGACACACUAAGAUUUGGUCACCAGCAUUUAGUCCGGUUAGGUUGGAACAAGGGGAAUGGACUUGGUCAACGGCAGCAUGGUAACAUAUCUCAUAUUAAGAUGGCAGUGAAGCGGGAUAAUUGUGGGCUUGGUGCUCGAGUACGGAAUCCGUAUAAAAGGGGAGGGAAUGAUGAUGGGUUAGGUAUGGCAGGAGAUGAUGGGUUUGUUCAAGGAUUAGAUGUAUUUCAAAGGAUUUUAGGGCGGUUGAAUGGAGAAGAAGAAAGGGUAGAACGAGCACUUGGAACACAACGGAAAAUGGUAGUGGAGGAAAAUCCCAAGUUUGGGAUGCAGUUUGUGUAUGGUGGAUUAUUGCAAGGAACGAUUGAUGAGAAUGGUAAGAUUAUAAAGGGAGGAAGUGAGAAGAGUGAUGAGAAGAAGGAAAAGAAAAAAGAAAAGAAGGAUAAGUUGGAUAAGUUGGAUAAGUUGGAUAAGUUGGAUAAGUUGGAUAAGAAGAAGGAAAAGAAGGAUAAAUCUGAUAAGAAAGAAAAGAAGAAGGAAAAGAAGGACAAAUCUGAAAAGGAUAAUAAAAAAGAAAAGUCAGAAAAGAAGUCUAAGAAGCGAAAGCUAGAAGAAGAUGAUGAUGAAGAUGAUCAAGUGAAGAAAAGCAAAAAGGAUAAGAAAGAAAAGAAAGAAAAGAAAGAAAAGAAAGACAAGAAAGAAAAGAAGUCGAAAAAAUCUAAAGAAAGUUCACCUGAAUCUUCAUCGUCUUCUUCUUCAUCUUCUUCAUCUUCAUCAGAAUCAACAUCUUCAUCAGAAUCAACAUCUUCGGUUGCAGCGACAGGUAGCGCAGCACCAACCGCACUUAAAGGAAUCCAUGCGACGCGGGCCCGUUGGAUUCGAAGUAAGCGAGCAGCAACCAUGGACUCUAAAAGUCUUGGAGAGAUUUUUAUGGUUUAA